AUGCUUUAUGAUAGUAAUUUAAAUAAUAAUGCUGAAAUUAUACAAGAUGAUGAUAAUAUUUUACAAGAUAUGAGUUUUGAAGAAAUAGUUGAAAUUAAGGAAGAAAAUUCUAAUGAAAUUUUAGAUCAAGAUUUAAAUUUUCUAUUUAAAGUAGUAGAAGAUAAAUCUUUUAAUAUAAUGAUUCAAAAAUUAGAUUCACUAUUUCAAAUUCCUGUUUAUAAAACUAUUCAAACUUUAAUUAUUAAACAAUUUACUGAACAAAGAAUUUUAGUAAAAAAUUAUAUUACUAAAUUUUCAUUCAAAAUUGCUCUUACUACUGAUCUUUGA
This is a messenger RNA of Scutellospora calospora, 327 nucleotides long. The record is from the annotation of a GenBank genome assembly. NCBI's taxonomy places the organism in Eukaryota, Fungi, Glomeromycota, Glomeromycetes, Diversisporales, Gigasporaceae.